Messenger RNA from Diabrotica virgifera virgifera (western corn rootworm), 861 nucleotides. RefSeq lists its product as uncharacterized. Gene Ontology annotation, molecular function: chitin binding. The transcript is spliced from 3 exons. Gene Ontology annotation, cellular component: extracellular region. The coding region runs from base 56 to 535 and encodes 159 amino acids. The record is from RefSeq and is a predicted model, not a curated record. NCBI's taxonomy places the organism in Eukaryota, Metazoa, Arthropoda, Insecta, Coleoptera, Chrysomelidae.
AUAUGAAAAAUCUUAAAAAACUACCUAUCUUAUCUUUAUUGAGAUAAAUUUCAUUAUGAUUCUGUUUAGUAAUAUAAAAAUUAGUUACGUUUUGGAGUUACCUGGAUGUACUACCAUGGCUUUUACAGUAUUAUUUUUAAGUUUUCUAGCAGUAGCUUUUUCUAAUUGUUAUACAAUAACGCAGGAUUUGUUACCAAUAUUUCCGACGCAAGAAAUAAUUGGUAAUAACUUAGUUCGUCAUCUUCCUAAUGGAGAAAACGUUACUAUAAUUUGUCCAGAUGAUACCAUUCUCAACAAGGAUACAUUGACCUGUGAUUUUAAAUCACAAGCAGAUAGUCGCAAUUUAGUAAAUGAAAUCAAACCUUGCGACAACAAUUGCAGGCAAUAUGAACUAUGCGAUGGAGGAUGUGUAGACAAAUUUUGCCCUCCGCCUCUACUCUUUAAUAAAAUUUUGGAAGUCUGCGAUUAUCCAGGACGCGCCAACUGUUGUGAAUUUAAUGCGAAGAACAACAGCAAAAUUUUACAAGGCUCCUAGUAGUUUAUUUUAUUUUAAUGUUUCCAAGUUGUGCCCUAAUUAGACUAAACAAGUGGCGAACAGAUUUAACAAAAAAUGUGUACAUAUUUUGCAGAGAAAUUUAUACAAUAUGUCUUUGUUUAUAUUUAGUAUAAAGUUGUAUUCAUAAUAAGGUAGUGAAUAUGUCAAAUAUUAUUGUGCUAUAUACCUAUGCAGUUUAUAUUUAUGUAUUAUACGUUUUACCUCUAAAUUAUUUAUUUUUUAUGAUAAGCCACUGAUAAACAAUAUAAAAUAAUGUCUGAGUACUGAAGUAGCUAUAGAAUAUAAUAAAAUUUAGUUUGGCAACA